ACCGCUCUGGGUCCAACCUGGCUGAAUCAUCCCUGGAUUUGCUUCUUCUUCCAGCAUCCCAGCAUACUGGUGAGCGUGGUGGUCACCGUUCUCCGAGAACUUCAGCUGUCUCUCUCAUCUGCCUGUUGGACUCAGGUGCUUCUCCGACACAACCUACAGGAACAGGGAAGGAAGAAGUUGUUCCUGUUGUGUGGCUUGCUGCUGAGCCUGUGACUGAAGUUCAACACCUGACUGUGAAGAGUCAGCAGUUUCUUUCUUCUCUUUGCCUUUCAUCAGCAUGGAUACUUGGCGGAGAGGAUCCAUUAAGUCCACAACGUUCUUCAGACGUUUCUCACUCAGGAGACACAAAAAGCUGGGCAACCAAGUCAUUAUCUUGAAUCAAAACAGCCACACACUGGACAGUGAUGGACAGUGCCAGAAGAGGGAAUGCUUGAGGGAACUGAAGGACAAGUCUGAUUACCUGUCAUGUCAGAGUGAGCAAAACCUAGCCAAGGCACAAGCACCUCCUAAGCCUCCCCGGCUGUACCUGGACAGUUCUAGCUGCCCGAACAUCAUUGAUCAUACAGAUUCUCACUCUGACGUCUCCUUUUCUGGUGCUGCUCAUCAAUACCACAAAGCCACUCAAACUCAGUUCCACAAGGAGCAGGCUACAGACUGUGGGACCUCAGAGACUAGUUCCCAGAAUGGCACCACUCUUUCUGAUCUGUCUGAUCCUUUCCUGUCCUUCAAAGUGGAUUUGGGGCUAUCGCUUCUUGAGGAUGUUCUGCAGACCCUCAGGAAACAGAAUCCAAGAGAUUACGCCAUUUGAAGGUAUUUAUGAUUUAAUGUAUCACAUUUACCUACUGCUGGUGCCAGUUUCUCUAGUCCUAACAGGAGGAAGGAUACUGCAUCACCCCUGUUGUGUGUGGUCUGUUCUGUUGUUCUUGCCUUAUCCAUGACAGACUGCUCUUGUCCUUGCCAAGAAGUCCUUCAGAAGGGAGCUGACAGGUUCCAUGCCUAGAUGAGAGCACUGUCUGCUGGAACCUUGUGGGCAUGUUUCCGUUCUCCACGCUGGGAAUUUCCCACUCUUGACUGUGUAUCUCCAACUCACAGAAGAAUGGCAUUGUUUGGCAAAAGACUUGGUAUUUGGGGGAUGUGGAUGUGACACUGCGGAGCAUGGACAGAAAGGGGUAUGGCAUACAUCAUUUGUGGAUAAGCAGGCAGCUUGUAAGGAGACAGGAGCAUUUGUUAUCUCAAAGCCAUAGCUACGGCAAUGGUCAAGAGACAGAAACUGAUGUUUCUUCUCCCACCACGUUUGAGUGUGAAAAAUCAAAGCUGUUCCUCUUUUUUUUUUUUUUUAAAUGUCAGUUUCUUUUCCCCUAACUCAAGUGCAGUUGGCACUCCCAGCCUGGAAACAGGUAAGCAUCUAUAUAGGCUCAUAACGCGGCAAGAGCAGUUCAUUUAG
Messenger RNA from Cygnus atratus (black swan), 1444 nucleotides. RefSeq names its product chromosome 5 C15orf62 homolog (gene C5H15orf62). The record is from RefSeq and is a predicted model, not a curated record. The transcript is spliced from 2 exons. NCBI's taxonomy places the organism in Eukaryota, Metazoa, Chordata, Aves, Anseriformes, Anatidae. The coding region runs from base 278 to 808 and encodes 176 amino acids.